This is a messenger RNA of Ceratosolen solmsi marchali, 911 nucleotides long. RefSeq lists its product as uncharacterized. Bases 490 to 894 code for a protein of 134 amino acids. NCBI's taxonomy places the organism in Eukaryota, Metazoa, Arthropoda, Insecta, Hymenoptera, Agaonidae. The record is from RefSeq and is a predicted model, not a curated record. The transcript is spliced from 4 exons.
CGCGUCAGCGACCUCGCCACGCUCUCUCGCUUCCUCCUACGCGAGCGCGUGCCUUCGUGUCGGGCUUUUCUAUGGCGUCGCGGCUCGGCCGCCGAGGCUUUUCCUUUUUCAAGGUGUCGAUGAAAUUAGUACGCGAGGCGAGACCGAUCCGAGCGGGCUUUGAGCGCUGCGUACCCUCGCUCAUCUCAAUUUGUUCGCGUAACUCCGGGAGCCGAUAAGCGCAGUUCCUGACAAAGUUGAAGCCGCCCGAGUUUUCUUGUCACGAUUGUCACUUGGCUCUUGGCCGGCAACCUCACGCAUGAUUUAUGGAAGUAGAAGCAACGGUGGAAGGUUGGUGUGUUUGCGAAGCCUGGCUAGACAUUUAAAUUUAAUGGCGACUGCGUUUAGAUAGUUUGAAGCGGUAUGGCAGUUUUCGAAAAACUAUCCUCACGCUUUAUGUUAUCCAAUUAUCAUUAACAACGUUUACUCGCUAUAUAACAGAGAUGCAAAAUGUUGCUGCAGAUGAAGAGCAUUAGAGCUGGCAAGUUGGAAGGUAAACGUUCGAAGCAACUGAUGUCGUCGUCUAGCCUCUCGGGCAUGUCGCAAUUGUCAAAUAGCAGUGAGGAGGCUCUCGAGCCAUUUGUUCACAAAUCUCACACUAGCGAGCAAUCUGACAGUGGCAUGGCAAAGGAUCGAAACUCCCAGAAAAACGAAUGGCUGCUGAGCAGUCCAAAUAGUAAUAAAACACCGAUAUUACGGUUCAAAUGUUCAGCGCUUGCCGAGCCCCCGGAAGAUCCACCGGCCAAACAGCUGCACAUGACCUAUAAAAUCUUUCAGACGGAUACAAAAUUAAUCAACGUACUUUUACAGUCUCACGGUCUUACAGAGGCAAGUACAAUCAAUAUUAAACGCUAAAUUAAAACUACCCAUUA